GCAAAGCAAGAUGGCGCCGCUCUGGCCAGAAGAGGUUGAUGUUUUCACUGUACCACACUCCAGAAUGAAAAAACUGGUGCACAAGUACAGCAAAAUGAUACUAUCAGCUGACUUCGCCAAUGAAACGCGAUUUAAAACACUUCUUCAGAAUCUUCAUAACGUCUUUUUAGAGUUCAAAGCUCAUGAGCGAAUUGAGAACAUGUUAAUAAUGCGGAAGCUGAGGUACAAACUGAGGGCUGCAUCAGUGACAAGUGCUGCUGUCUGCAAUUGCCACAGUGACAACAGAUUGACAGAUAUGCUGGAAUUGGUAUCGGAUGGGUACAAAUGGACUGACAAGACUGAUUAUGAGCGGCAAGUAUUCGGUGUGAAGCUUCGGGAAGCCCUUGAAGAUUUCACUGAGAAUUUUAUCCCUCACAUGGAGGAAGAGGAAGAGGUGUUCCAGCCCAUGUUGAUGGAGUAUUUCAGCUACGAAGAACUAAAGGACUUGAAGGCUAAAGUUAUUUACGAGCAUGGUGUUUCGAAACUGAAAGAGAGCGCUGAGCAUUAUGACAGUGAAAAAUUUGUGGAAGAUGAAUCGGAAGAGUCCAGUGAGGAAUCCCCUGAGCCUAUCUGCCAUGCUGAUUUGGUGCCCAAUGAGAUUUGUCUGAAGAUAUUUUCUUACUUGGACCCCAAGGACUUGGUGAGAGCAGGCCAAGUGUCCCACCGAUGGAAUCAGCUGACGAGGGACCCAUCACUCUGGAUGGAGUUGCACCCUGUUCAUUGGGCGCAAGGAAAUUGGACUUUUUAUCCGGAAGUAACUGGCGGAGUUGAUGGCGCUGGUGCACUGGAAAAAGAAUAUGUUGCUGACCCGGAGGAUGAGGAUGCGUACUUGUGUGUGGACGAGGAUGCAGAUGUUGACGAGUCUUGUGAAAGUGACUUUUCAGAGAGUCCUCAGUCCGUUGAGCUGAAAAGGAUUUUGCGCGAAGCAAAGAUGAUCACGGCCAUUGUGAAGUACCUGUUGCCUCAAGUGGGGUCAGGGGUCAAAGUGUGUGACCUAGCCUAUAGCAAAGGCAUUAGUAGUAGCCUGGUUCACAAAAUUCUGAAGUUGUGUCCAAAUCUUGAAACUUUGGAUCUCACGCAUACUCGGGUUGGAGACGAAGCUUUCAAGGAGUAUGGAGUGAGUGGACGUCAGUCCAGACUGCGACACCUGGACCUCACUGGAUGCUCUCACAUUACCGACCUGACUCUGUUCAGUUUGGCCGAUGCCAAUGCUGUCUACGCUUACGGGUGGGACGAAAUUGAAGACGAUGAGAAAGAGAGGAUGGAAGUUGACAUUGAGGCUCUUCCACCGCCAUGCUGUCAGCUCUCCUCUUGCUGCGAUAAAAAGUCUGGUUUUGGCGUAAACCAGGAAACUUCGGAGCAGGGUACAGUGGACAGUGGCUCUACUCUGGGUAGCUACAGCAGUCUGAGUGAGUGUGCCUCUUGUACUGACGGAGAAGGAAACGAUGGAUUUCUAACGGCUUCUGACUGCUGUGAUGUGGAAAUUGAGAGAAGCCGCAAUUCAAGCGUCGGGUCUUCGAGCGAUAGUUCGACGACGGAGUGUAGGCCGAGUUGUCUAGCGGAACCAUUUUUGUCUGGGACAGAGCAGGAAGAGUCGUGGGUACUAAGAGAGAGUUGCUGCAACGUCCUGGCAAAGCCAAAUGAAACAAAUCAAGUGCCUGUUGACGGUUCAUUACAGGUCAGUGACAUUGAGUGUGACCUGGGUGGCCUUCACCUUGCCAGGCUGCUUAACUCUGAAACCACCUCCCACGCAGCUGACUCGUGUGACCCACAUUGUGAUAUUUCUAUGGGGACCUCGCCAAAUCAUUGCUCUUUCUCUGGUGAGGGGCAAGCAGUGAAAACAAAGACUUGCUGUGCUGAAAAAGUAGUAGAAAAAAAGAUGUGUUGUGGUGAAAGACAGCGAGAUGACUCUGCAUCCGCACCUGUGAAUAGAACGGGUAGUGGUGAAAACUGCUCAGGGAAUUCCUCCUCAGUUAGACAACGUCACGGAUGCUCAGAAUCGAACAGAAACGUCUGUAUGUGUGGCGCACCCACUUGCCUUAGUUCUGACGGGCGGUCAGAGGAGAGACCAGCACCAUCGUAUCGACCUCAGGAGCCCCCCUGUUGCCAAAGUGUUUACUGUGCGGCUGAGCCCAAGUCAGGGGACGACUCUGUGUGGGUCAGUGAUCAUGAGGAAGAUGAAGUGGACCAGGAGGUCUUCACGAGUCAGCUGCAGUUUCUCAGUCUGAACGGUUGCUACAGAGUCACAGACGAAGGCCUCUGGGCUCUGGCUCAAGGUCAGGGCAUCCCGGAGCUACAGCACCUGGACCUGUCGGGCUGCACGCUGGUGACCGGCACGGGCCUGGCUCCCCUGGUGUCCACCUGCCGGCAGCUGGACCUGAGCAACCUGUUCUACUGCGACAAUAUGGCGGACGACCCGUUCCACGCUGCGGCCAGCGGGUGCCGCAACCUGCAGUGUGGUACGCGCUACUGCUGCAGCUACAAGGAGUGAAUGAAUGCUUUG
Molecule: messenger RNA, 2542 nt
Organism: Aplysia californica (California sea hare)
Lineage: Eukaryota; Metazoa; Mollusca; Gastropoda; Aplysiida; Aplysiidae
Product: F-box/LRR-repeat protein 5
Biological process (GO): intracellular iron ion homeostasis
Molecular function (GO): protein binding
Source: RefSeq, a predicted model, not a curated record